Mastomys coucha (southern multimammate mouse) is the source of this 3131-nucleotide messenger RNA. It is a transcript of the gene Tmprss15, whose product is annotated as transmembrane serine protease 15. Bases 1 to 3123 code for a protein of 1040 amino acids. Gene Ontology annotation, molecular function: protein binding; serine-type endopeptidase activity. The record is from RefSeq and is a predicted model, not a curated record. Gene Ontology annotation, biological process: proteolysis. Lineage: Eukaryota; Metazoa; Chordata; Mammalia; Rodentia; Muridae. The transcript is spliced from 26 exons. Gene Ontology annotation, cellular component: membrane.
AUGAAAUCCAGCAGAGAUGAGGCUGCAGGACAUCAUUCUAUCAGCUCUUUUGAAGUGAUGCUCUCAGCCCUCUUCGCUAUGCUCCUGGUCCUCUCUGUUGGGUUAAUUGCAGUGUCCUGGCUUGCAGUCAAGGAAUCAGAAACAGCCCUGGGAAAAAGUCAUGAAGUCAGAGGGACAUUUAAAAUAACAUCUGGAGUUACAUAUAAUCCUACUUUGCAAGACAAACUCUCUGUGGAUUUCAAAGUUCUUGCUUUUGACCUUCAGCAAAUGAUAGACGAUAUCUUUGAAUCAAGUAAUCUGAAGAAUGAAUAUAAAAACUCAAGGGUUUUUCAAUUUGAAAAUGGCAGCGUAAUUGUCCUCUUUGACCUUCUUUUUGUUCAGUGGGUGUCAGAUGAAAAUGUAAAAGAAGAACUGAUUCAGGGCAUUGAAGCAAAUAAAUCCAGCCAACUGGUCACUCUCCAUAUUGAUUUGAACAGCAUUGAUAUCACAGCAUCCUCGAGUGACUUCUCCACAGCAGUCCCUAUUACAACUUCAGCAUCACUGGGUACCUUAUCAACAACAGUUGCUGCAACAACUUCAGGCAAUGUCUCAGUAGAGUGCCAGACUGGUUCACGGCCCUGCGCUAAUGCUUGGAACUGUGUAGCAACUGAUUUAUUUUGUGAUGGAGAAGUGGACUGUCCAGAUGGUUCAGAUGAAGACCCUGGGCUAUGUGCCACACCUUGUGAUGGAAGAUUUUUGUUGACUGGAGAUUCUGGGGUUUUCCAAGCCAAUCGUUAUCCAAGGCCAGAAGAAUCAGGAGUUGCUUGCCGCUGGAUCAUCCGUGUAAACCAAGGACUUUCCAUUAGAAUGAACUUUGGAUCUUUUAUUUCAUAUUAUACAGAUGUGUUAGAUAUCUAUGAAGGUAUAGGACCUAGCAAAAUUUUAAGAGGCUCUUUUUGGGAAACUGAUCCUGGAACAAUUCGAAUUUUUUCCAACCUAGUUACUGUCACCUUUCUGAUAAAAUCAGAUGAAUAUAAUUAUAUUGGCUUUAAUGCAACAUACAGUACCUUCAACAGCAGUAAGCUUAACAAUUAUGAGAAAAUCAACUGUACAUUUGAUGGUGGUUUUUGCUACUGGACCCAGGAUCUUGAUGAUGAUAAUGAGUGGGAAAGGAUCCAAGCGACCAUGUUACCUUGCAACACUGGCCCACUUUAUGACCACACGUAUGGAAAUGAAUCAGGAUUUUACAUUUCUACACCAACUGAACAAGGAUGGAGAAGCGAAAGAGUGGGCCUUUCAAGCCUCUCUUUAGACCUCACUUCAGAGCCUGUCUGCCUUCAUUUCUGGUACUACAUGUGUUGUGAAAAUGUCUACAAGUUAAACAUUCAUAUCAGCAGUGCUGAAACCACAGACAAGAUAGUUUUUGAAAGGAAAGGAAACUAUGGGAGGAACUGGAAUUAUGGUCAAGUCACAUUAAAUGAAACAGGAGAAUUUAAGGUUGUAUUCAAUGCUUUCAGAAACCGAGGUUGCAGUACAAUAGCCCUGGAUGAUAUAAGCCUAACAAAUGGAGUUUGUAGUGAGAGUCCUUAUCCAGAACCAACCUUGGUUCCCACCCCUCCACCAGAGCUUCCUACUGACUGCGGUGGACCUUUUGAACUAUGGGAGCCAAAUUCAACAUUCAGUUCUCCAAACUUUCCAGACAAAUACCCCAAUCAAGCUUUCUGUAUAUGGAAUUUAAAUGCACAGAGGGGAAAAAAUAUUCAACUUCAUUUUCAAGAAUUCGAUUUAGAAAACAUCAACGAUGUGGUUGAAGUUAGAGAUGGGGGAGAAUUUGACUCCCUGCUCUUAGCCGUGUACACAGGAUCUGGUUCUAUGAAGGACUUGUUCUCCACCACGAAUAGGAUGACUGUAAUUUUCACCACAAACAUGGAGAACAGAGGCAAGGGCUUCAAAGCAAAUUUCACUUCCGGCUAUUACUUGGGGAGUCCAGAGCCCUGCCAGGAUGACGAAUUUCAGUGCAAAGACGGAAACUGCAUUCCAAUGGGAAGUCUCUGUGAUAGCUACCCACACUGUAGUGAUGGCUCUGAUGAAGCAAACUGUGUGCGUUUUCUCAAUGGCACAAGGAGCAACAAUGGGUUGGUACAAUUCAAUAUCCAUAGCAAAUGGCAUAUAGCUUGUGCUGAGAACUGGACCACACAAAUUUCAAAUGAAGUCUGUCAUCUUCUGGGACUAGGGAGUGCAAACUCGUCAAUGCCAGUAUUAUCUACUGGAGGUGGACCUUUUGUGAGAUUAAACAAAGCCCUAAAUGGAAGCUUAAUAAUAACACCUAGUCUACAGUGCUCCCAAGAUUCCUUGAUUCUAUUACAAUGUAACCAUAAAUCAUGUGGAGAAAGAAAGGUGACUCAGAAAAUCGGCCCAAAGAUCGUUGGUGGAAGUGAUGCCCAGGCAGGGGCAUGGCCCUGGGUUGUGGCUUUGUAUCACAGAGACAGGUCUAUAGACAAGCUGCUCUGCGGUGCAUCUCUCGUCAGCAGUGACUGGCUGGUGUCUGCUGCCCACUGCGUGUAUAGAAGAAAUCUUGAUCCAACCAGAUGGACAGCAGUCCUCGGCCUGCAUAUGCAAUCAAAUCUGACUUCUCCUCAAGUAGUAAAGCGGGUGGUUGAUCAAAUUGUCAUAAACCCUCAUUAUGACAAACGAAGAAAGGUCAAUGACAUUGCUAUGAUGCACCUUGAGUUUAAAGUAAAUUACACAGAUUAUAUACAGCCUAUUUGUUUACCAGAAGAAAAUCAAAUAUUUAUCCCUGGAAGAAUUUGUUCAAUUGCUGGCUGGGGAUAUGAUAAAAUAAAUGCAGGUUCUACUGUUGAUGUGCUGAAAGAAGCUGAUGUUCCUCUUAUAUCCCAUGAAAAGUGCCAGCAACAGCUGCCAGAAUACAACAUCACAGCAAAUAUGAUAUGUGCUGGAUAUGAAGAAGGAGGAAUAGAUUCUUGUCAGGGUGAUUCUGGAGGACCAUUAAUGUGCCAAGAAAACAACAGAUGGUUUCUUGCUGGUGUGACCUCAUUUGGAGUCCAGUGCGCACUGCCUAAUCACCCUGGCGUAUAUGUCCGAGUCUCACAGUUUGUAGAAUGGAUCCGUAGCUUUCUACAUUAGGCAUUUUC